UGUAACACGGCCCAGAGCUCUCUGCUCUCCCUCGUAGUGUAUUUUUUAGCUCUGCCUCGGUUGCUUCCCUUCCCCUGUGCCGCCAUUAAAGCCCGUCAGCUUCGUGUUUGGGAGUCGGGAGAAGCAUGAAGAUGAUUUAAAGCGUCAAAACAACCGAGCGAGGGAACGGGACUAGGGGGGGUUUGUUGCUCCGCGGUGUGUAUGGACCUUUAACUGCCAACUAAACGGCACCCAAAUAAGUAAAUAUGCGGUUAGUGUCGUCCAAGUGAGAGGAGCCCGAGUCCAGAUUGGAGUGGGUUUCUCUGCCUUUGGGGGGCGGGGGGGGCUCGCGGAAGCUCCAUUUGUUUUGGCUGCAGUGGGAAACUGAGGAGUGUAAACAUAGCAAAGUGUACUGCUUGCUGUGUGAUCUCCUUCAGAGUGCGUCUGCCGAGCUGAGGAUCCCUCUGAGCAGCAGGAAGCCUCCCUCAGCGUCGGUGCGACGAUGACCGAGCUGGUUGCCAAGUGGCCCUGUGAAUACUGUACAUACGAGAACUGGCCGUCAGCCAUCAAGUGCACCAUGUGCCGCGCUCAGAGGCCCAGCGGGGGUGCUAUCAUCACUGAGGAGCCCUUCAAGAGCAGCCCCCCUCUGGAUGCCAGUCUGCACCAGUGGGACCCUGCAGGCCUCAGCAACAGCCCAACCCAGGGGGGAUCCAGCCUACUUAUUUGCCCAGACUCCAGUGCCCGACCCCGCGUUCGCAUUGCUGAUGUACCUGAGACUAGUAGCAAGUGGUCAUGCCACAUGUGCACCUACUUGAACUGGCCUCGGGCCAUCCGCUGCACCCAGUGCCUAUGCCAGAGGCAACACGCUCAACACCAAAAGCAUGGGCAACACACAGCCCAUCAGGGACAUAUCACCCAGCACCCUCGCAGCCCCACAGAAUCACCCCAGAGCUCAGGCUCCGGAUGCCGUCCUGCUCCCUCAGCCACCAUUACAGACCCCUGUGAGGAAUAUAAUGACCGCAACAGGCUCAACACUCAUGCACAACACUGGACCUGCACCGCCUGCACUUACGAGAACUGGGCCAAGGCACUUAAGUGUGUGGUAUGUGAUCACCCCAGGCCAAAUAGUAUGCUGGCUGAACCCAUUGAGCUAGCAUCAGAGCCUGAGAUUCACCAACCUUCCUCAAAACGUAAUCAGCAGGAAAGGGACAACAGGAGGGGUGUUGUUGGGCAUGUGGUCGGGCAAGGAGUAGGGGGCGUGCUAGGGGGGGUAGUGGGUUGUAGCAGCAGCCAAAGAAGGUCACCUCCGACCUCAAAACGGGAGUCAGAGGUAAACAUGGACUUUCAGAGGAUUGAAGUGGCAUCAGGGGCUGGGAUUGGGAUUAAAGAGGAACUGGAGGUGGAUUUUAAAAAACUGAAGCAGAUUAAGAACCGGAUGAGAAGGACUGAUUGGCUCUUCCUCAAUGCCUGUGUUGGUGUUGUGGAAGGUGACCUGGCAGCUGUGGAGGCCUACAAGUCAUCGGGAGGUGACAUCGCACGGCAGCUAUCAUCAGACGAGGUGCGCCUAUUAAACCGCUCGUCUGCAUUUGAUGACGGCUUCACGCUGGUUCACCUAGCCAUCCGCUUCCAGAGACAGGACAUGCUGGCUGUGUUACUCACAGAGGUGUCCCAACAGGCAGCCAAGUGUAUCCCUGCCAUGGUGUGUCCUGAGCUCACGGAGCAGAUCCGUCGAGAGGUGGCAGCGUCUCUUCACCAGCGCAAGGGAGACUUCACCUGCUAUUUUCUCACUGACUUGGUGACCUUCACCCUGCCUGCAGACAUUGAAGACUUGCCCCCAGCAGUUCAGGAGAAGCUGUUUGAUGAGGUGCUGGACCGAGACGUACAAAAAGAGCUUGAAGAGGAGUCUCCCAUCAUCAACUGGUCCCUGGAGCUGGCCACCAGGUUGGACAGCCGGCUGUACGCCCUGUGGAACCGCACGGCCGGGGACUGUCUGCUGGACUCAGUGCUGCAGGCCACAUGGGGCAUCUACGACAAAGACUCAGUGCUCCGCAAGACCCUCCACGACAGCCUGCACGACUGCUCCCACUGGUUUUACACGCGCUGGAAGGAGUGGGAGUCGUGGUAUUCCCAGAGCUUCGGCCUGCACUUUUCCCUUCGGGAGGAACAGUGGCAGGAGGACUGGGCUUUCAUCCUUUCCCUGGCUAGUCAGCCUGGAUCCAGCUUGGAGCAGACCCACAUUUUUGUUCUUGCACACAUACUUCGUAGGCCUAUUAUCGUCUAUGGAGUGAAGUAUUACAAAAGUUUCCGUGGAGAGACGCUUGGGUACACCCGUUUUCAAGGUGUGUACCUGCCUCUUCUGUGGGAGCAGAGUUUCUGCUGGAAGAGCCCCAUCGCCCUGGGUUACACGCGGGGACACUUCUCAGCGCUGGUUGCCAUGGAGAACGACGGCUUCGACAAUCGCGGCGCGGGCGCCAACCUCAACACCGACGACGACGUCACCGUGACGUUCCUGCCGCUGGUGGACAGCGAGAGGAAGCUGCUUCACAUCCACUUCCUCUCAGCGCAGGAAAUGGGUAACGAGGAGCAGCAGGAGAAGCUGCUGCGGGAGUGGCUGGACUGCUGUGUGACGGAGGGGGGGGUGCUGGUGGCUCUUCAGAAGAGCUCACGACGUCGCAACCACCCUCUGGUCACCCAGAUGGUGGAGAAGUGGCUGGACGGGUACCGGCAGAUCCGCCCCUGCGCGUCUCUGUCUGACGGAGAGGAGGAGGAGGACGAUGAAGACGAGUGACAGAACUGAAGCGAGGCGAGGGAGGCGGUCUGCUGGGAGGGGGGGGGCAGGACUCCUCCCUCUCCUCUAUCUUACAGUUUUUUUUUUUCUUUCCUGACACGGACAAACUGUGAAAGCCUUCAGGAGAGGACAGGGAACCAAGCCCCCCCCCCCACUGACAGGAGACACUGCUGCUCUUCUAUCACACGCAGGCACUCGGACAGACACCUAAAAACACGUGCAACACUUUACUCUGAAAACGCUGAGACUGACAAACUGCUGCGAGACAAAGGUUUACGAAUGCAAACAACCUUUUGAUUUGUUUUUCAAAUGUAAAGGAAUAAAGGAUUCUCGAUCCAUAGAUGUAAAUGCAUGUGGUUGUUUUAAAAAGAGUAUAAGGAAAUAUACCAGCAUUUAUAUCUGUUCAGUGUGGGCACUGAGAAAAGCACACUUCCAAAUUGAUCUUUUUGAUGUUUCUUUUUCCAUUUUAAGACUUGGCUUGUUAAGUUUUUUUUUCUGAAUGGGCAGGGACAAAGCCAAUAAAUAUUAUCUGUAGAAAACCAGAGAUUGUGUAAUACUAAAUGACUUUAAUCCUUAUUACUAAUAAGCACUGCACAUUUAUUAAAAAACAUUUCUAUAUAAAUACAGUAUCAUUGCUUGAAUUAAGGUCAUAUAUGAAGCUCUUGGAAAAGGGAGAUUUCCCCUUUACAAGUCAAAUCUACACUCAAUCUUCGCACACAAACAUUCAUGUUGGAUCUUUGGUUGACCUUUUUCAGACUGAUUGAAGUUGCGUGUGUGUGUGUGUUUUCUCUUCUCUGAAAUUACUCUACAUAUUUAUUGUUUGGAAACUUGUGGUUUUGUUAAUUAUUCUCUCAAUCUUGAUGAAGACACGUUGCACAGAAACACUGUUGCUGUGAGGAAAGGAACCAAUCAUCACCAUCAGUGAAAAGUUUACUUGCGUUAUUGCGUGCGAUUUAGUACCUCAUCUGGAUGCCUCAAAUCUGGUGCUUUUCUUUUGGGCAGGCAGAGUGAGAGACACAUUUAAUGUCAACAUAACGUCACAGCGUUGUUUGUUAUUUCCUCUUUGUCCCUUUUUUCCCUCAUAGCAUUUGUUGUCAAGGUCAUGGUACACGUCAGUUCACCUCCUCUGUUUGUUGUCCUCAUGUCCUCCUUUAAGUUUGUGAUUAAGGUCAUUGUGAGACUGCAACAUAUAAAACCAAAGCUGACAGAAGAAAAAACAAGUUACUUUUUUUGCUGUGAAUGUUUUUGCAUUUCGUUUUUUUUCUUGCCAUUGCGUACUGUAACCUCUUUCCUGUUUCAUUUGAGCAUCUCCUGUAUGUUGCUUUGUAUUUAUGAUGCAAGUUGUGACUAUGAUGGUGUGUGGAUUUAGGCCUGACUUCACUAUACAGAGUGUAACGCAAUGAACAGGCAAAAUAAAUGUCCAACUAAACUGCU
Messenger RNA from Trematomus bernacchii (emerald rockcod), 4201 nucleotides. It is a transcript of the gene zranb1b, whose product is annotated as zinc finger, RAN-binding domain containing 1b. The coding region runs from base 482 to 2767 and encodes 761 amino acids. Gene Ontology annotation, biological process: protein K33-linked deubiquitination; protein K29-linked deubiquitination; cytoskeleton organization. Lineage: Eukaryota; Metazoa; Chordata; Actinopteri; Perciformes; Nototheniidae. Gene Ontology annotation, cellular component: cytoplasm; nucleus. The transcript has 10 exons. The record is from RefSeq and is a predicted model, not a curated record. Gene Ontology annotation, molecular function: K63-linked polyubiquitin modification-dependent protein binding; cysteine-type deubiquitinase activity.